CGCUCGACCACAGACGUCCGCACAGACUGUCCCCCCGCCUCGCUCUCCCUCCCAUCCUCGACAGCCCGGACGACGCGGGAUCGCUGGUGAAAACAUGCCGAAGCUUCCUGGAGGACCGGAUGGGCGCAGUCUACACGCACGAGCCAUAUUGGGCCCUGAGCUCUACGGUCGUCUCUCGGAGACGAAGGUGUUGUUGGUGGGCGCGGGUGGUAUUGGCUGUGAACUCUUGAAGAACAUCGUGCUCACGGGCUUCGGAGACAUCACCCUCCUCGACCUGGACACUAUCGACCUUUCGAACCUCAAUCGCCAGUUUCUCUUCAAGAAGAAGGAUGUCAAACAGAGCAAGGCGCUGGUCGCAGCCAGGACCGCAUCCGCGUUCAACCCGAACGUCAAAAUCACGCCGAUACAUGGCAAUAUCAAAGAGCCGCAGUUUGACGUUGCCUGGUUCCGAGGCUUUGACAUCGUCCUCAACGCGCUGGACAACCUCGAUGCGCGGAGGCACGUAAACAAGAUGUGCAUGGCUGCAAACGUCCCGCUGGUAGAAUCCGGGACUGCCGGAUACCUAGGCCAGGUCCAGCCUAUCGUGAAGGACCGCGCAGAAUGCUUCGAUUGCGUACCGAAACCAACACCCAAAACGUUCCCUGUCUGCACCAUCCGCUCGACGCCCUCCCAACCGAUACACUGUAUAGUAUGGGCGAAGAGUUACCUCAUGCCUCAACUAUUCGGCGAGGACGAGGACUCGGGUGGCGAGCUAGACGACGCCGAGAAGCAGGGCGAGAAUGCGCAGGAAAUCGCCACCCUACGUAAAGAGGCCCAAGCUUUCAAGGCUGUCCGCGCUGCCCUCCGAACGCCGGACGUCGGCAAGGGCCCGAGCGCGGCGAAGAUGGUAUUUGAGAAGGUCUUCCACUCGGACAUCCUCAACCUUCUCUCUAUGGCGGACAUGUGGCGUUCUCGUGCGCCACCGACGCCACUGGACUUUGAAGGCAUCAGGAGCGGGGCGUUCGUGCUGAACAAGAAGACGUACCCGGAGGAUGGUGCUGCCCAGCGCGCACUGAAGGACGUGAAGGUGGACAGUGGAAGUAGCGGCAUGUCGAAUGGUUCGACGCCCAACGGUACGAGCGCGGCCGGCCUGAAAGACCAGCGGGCGUUGUCGCUCAAGGACAACGUGGACCUCUUCGUGUCAAGCACUGAACGGCUGGCUGCACGCCUACGCUCAGGAGAGGACACGAUAUCAUUCGACAAGGAUGAUGACGACGCCCUCGACUUUGUCACGGCCGCCUCCAACCUCCGCUCCAUCGCCUACGGCAUCCCGGGCAAGAGCCGCUGGGAAGUCAAAGAGAUGGCUGGAAACAUCAUCCCCGCCAUCGCCACCACCAACGCCAUCAUCGCGGGGCUCAUCGUCCUGCAAGCCUUCCACCUCCUCCGCAAGUCCUACAACGCUCUGCGCAACGUCCACGUGCAGUUCAAGCCCACUAUGCCGCUCAGCGCCAUCAACAUGACGCCGCCGAACCAGAAUUGUGGCGUCUGCAGGGACACGUACACGGAGGUGCUCUGCGACCUCGCGCGUGUGACGCUCAGGGAGGUCGUGGAGGGUGUCCUGGGCGACGGCGAGGACGCGGGAGGGCUGGGCGAGCGCGAUGUGAGCGUGUAUGAGCACACGCGCAUGCUGAGCGACCCGGAUUGGGACGACAAUUUGGAGCGGACCCUCGAGAGCUUGAACGUCACUCGGGGCAAGUUCUUGUCGAUCGUCGAUGACGAGGGCGAGUUCGCUACAAUUCAGGUUGCGAUUGGUGUACUCCCGCCAAAUCAUCCGGCAGACGGCUCAGCUUUGAUCUUGCCAUCUCCUUUGCCGACACCACCACCAAGAAAGCCUAAGAAAGCUAUGCCCUCGACGCCUCCGCCAACAGGGACAAAGCGUGCUGCGCCAGACGACGACGAGCUCGAGCCUGCGGCCAAGCGGCAGAAGACCAACGGCAUUGCGCCUGUCCCGCCGCCGUUCACUCCAAGCAAAAAGAGGAGGCUGGAAGACGACGGUCUCAUCAUGCUGGAAACUCUGGACGAACCAUUAGAGGACGAUGUCAUCUUGGUUGAUUGAGGUCCGCGCGUAUGAAACAGGACGCUUCGGGUGCCCGUGGUACACUACGACCGUGUUAACUCUGUAUUCUUACUUAUAUCUGCUGUGUCCCUGCUGCUGCUGCUGUUGUUCAAACAU
Molecule: messenger RNA, 2212 nt
Organism: Rhodofomes roseus
Lineage: Eukaryota; Fungi; Basidiomycota; Agaricomycetes; Polyporales; Fomitopsidaceae
Exons: 11
Coding region: 95-2095 (666 amino acids)
Biological process (GO): protein sumoylation
Cellular component (GO): SUMO activating enzyme complex; cytoplasm
Molecular function (GO): SUMO activating enzyme activity
Source: RefSeq, a predicted model, not a curated record